Messenger RNA from Solenopsis invicta (red fire ant), 1907 nucleotides. RefSeq lists its product as uncharacterized. Bases 1 to 1212 code for a protein of 403 amino acids. The transcript has 5 exons. NCBI's taxonomy places the organism in Eukaryota, Metazoa, Arthropoda, Insecta, Hymenoptera, Formicidae. The record is from RefSeq and is a predicted model, not a curated record.
AUGGCCCAAGAGACACCGGCAUGGCUGACUCCGAGCUUCGUAGAGAAGAUCCUACGAAAGUCGGAAGGCGACAACUCGAUCCAGGUGAUCGAUUUGUCUGUGAAAUCGGCCACGGCCAAGGGUGACAACUAUCAAAGUGAAAUGGUGAGAGUUGUUGCCAAAUAUUCGCGUGGCCAAGGCGGUGAGGUUGCAGAAAAAUCAAUAAUCUUCAAAAUCGCACCUUCACUCGACAGCCUUCAAGGGGAACUUAUCGCGGAAGGAAAUGCCUUUGACAUCGAGAUAUCGGUGAUAUCAGAUACCUUGGCUAAAAUGAAUAAGAUGGUGGAACCGAAAUACCGCUUAGGACCAAAAAGUUUAUACAUGCAAAGUGAAAAUCCAGCGCUUAUAGUGAUGGAGGAUCUCGCGGUUCUUGGCUAUCGUAUGGCCGAUCGUUUAAGCGGUCUCGAUCUAGACCAUUGCUUAUUGUCGAUGAGCGGACUAGCCAGGUUUCAUGCAACCUCUGUGGCCCUGUGCGAGAGGGAACCAGAACAAAAAGAGAAGUAUAUGAAAGGAGUAUAUUGUCAUGAACAACCACCAAGUGUGGCAAAUUUUUUCAUUGCGUGUACUAAAGGUUUCGUAGACGAGAUAGCAAAUUGGCCAGAACUGAAAGGGUACGCAGAAAAAAUAGCUAAAAUCACUGACCGCAUAUAUGACAUAGCGAUAGAAGCAGCCAAGCCCUCUGAGGAUCAAUUUAAUGUUAUUAAUCACGGUGAUUACUGGGUGAAUAAUAUGUUGUUCAAAUAUGAUAAUGACAAACCUGUUGAUCACAUUUCUGUGGACUUCCAACAGUGCUCCUAUACUACGCCGGCGAUGGAUAUUCUCUAUUUUCUCGAAACAAGUCCUUCUCCGGAAGUUAUUGAAAAUCAAAGAGAUCUUCUAUUAAACGAAUACCAUAGCACACUGACUGUGACUAUGAAACAACUGAACUGCAAGACACAACCGCCCACUAGGGAUGAACUGGAAGAUAUCCUAAAGCAAAAGGCAGUCCUUGGAAUGAUAGCAUCCUUUACAAUUUUACCAUUAGUGCUGUGCUCAAAGUCUAAUGUGCAAGAUUUUAAUGAUUUUAUGGCUGAUGGUGUUUGUAAAAAUCCAGGUCUUAAGGGCGAAAGUUUUAAAAAGUUAAUGAUAACAAGAGUUCCACUGUAUGAACAGUGGGGUUUACUAGAUCUUUAAUAUUCGAUUUUCAAUAAAAAAAAUUGAAACAAGAAAUAAAAAUAAUACGCUUUUAAGGCUUGCUCUUCAAAAAUGCUAGGAAGGUUGACUCCGUGUCUUAAUCCAUUGUUAAUGCGAACAUUUUGUGAACAUUGCAGUUCACUUCAUUAAGACAAGAAACAAUUUGAUACUAAAUUCUUCCUCUUAAAGACAUUUCUGUACACUAUUAGGAUAGCGGAAAAGGGGGGGGGGGGGUAAAGAUAAAAGAGUAGAGAUAUACAAGAAAAAGGCAAAGUCGCUAGGACUGUGAUGGAGAUGAUAUGAUUUUUAAGGUUGAUUGUCUGGUCAAUUCUCAAUAAAAGUAAUAUACCUGAUGAAGCACAACAAAUAUCAUGACAAUAAUAGAUUUUAAUAGGAUUUUAUAUUAUUCUUGUUUCCUUAGAUUUCAGUUUUUAGAGACAUCAAUUCGUAGACAUUAAAGCUACUGUUAAAAAAAGACAAUGUUAAUAUAUAAAUCAGCAGUACAUAUGUAAAUAAUAAAACAAUAAUUAUUGAAUGUAGAUCAUAUCUUGUUGUUUUCUUUUCAAUAAAACUAUAUUACGUAAGUGAAAUAUAUAAUAGAUAAUCGAAUAUGUAUAUAAAGAUAUUAUUAUUGUAAUUGUACAUGAAAAGUCUGAAUAUUAUAACAUCACACAUAAGAAUAUAUAAUUAUCCCC